CAAGAGAUUUGUGGUAAUUCCCAGUAUUCCGUGAUAUCACGAGAUAGCCGGGUUGCAUUCGUGAGGAACCGGAGAAUCAUUUCGCGGGGUUUUCGUGAAAUUCCCAACGUCAUCGAUUUUCCAAUUUCAGAUGAUGACUGUCGAUUUGCGCACUGACACUAUCACGAAACCAUGUCUCGCGAUGAGACAAGCCAUGUUCGAUGCCGAAGUGGGGGAUGACGUGUAUCGAGAAGAUCCAACAGUUAUCAAGCUCGAAGAGUAUGUUGCUGAGUUGAUGGGUAAGGAAGCUGCGCUGUUCGUGACGAGUGGAACAAUGGCAAACUUAGUCUCCAUCAUGGUGCACUGUGACACUCGUGGCUGUGAGAUGUACGCGGACGAGAACUCCCACCUGGUGCUGAACGAGCAGGGUUGCGCCGCCCAAAUAGCAGGUGUCACGCUCCGCCCAUUUUCAACGAAUCCCGACGGUACAUUUGACCUAGAAAAAUUGAGAGGAAGGCUCAGGAACCCUGCGUUCGUCCAAAGUUCCAUCUCCCGAUUGAUUUCAGUGGAGAACACGGUGAAUGGGGCUAUAGUUCCCAUGAAAUUCCUGAAGGAAGUCGUGGAAUUCGGGAGGAGACACGGACUGAAGCUGCACAUGGACGGGUCGAGGGUCUGGCACUCUGCGAUGAUCCCUGGAACCCCCAUCAAGGAGAUCGUCGAUGGCUUCGACUCAGUGUCUUUCUGCCUGACUAAGCUGGGGGCUCCAGUGGGCUCGAUGCUCAGCGGCUCCAGAGAGUUCAUCCUCCAGGCGAGAAGGGCCAGGAAGGUCCUGGGGGGAGGGAUGCGCCAGGUGGGGGUCCUGGCUGCUUGCGGCUUCGUGGCGCUGGAGAAUCGCUUCAAACUCGUCGAAGAUCACCAGAGAGCAGUCGCGAUGAUGGAGGCUAUCAACGAACUCGGGUCCGACGUCUUCAGAGUCGACGUCGGAAGGGUCCAGACGAACAUGGUGUGGAUCGACAUCGAGGAGACGGAGGGGAUCACUGCUACUGGGUUCGCUAAACGACUUGGGGAGACCGAGGAUGACCAUGAGGAUGACCGGGUCAAGGUGCUGGCCUGGUCGGUACUCCCGAGCAUUGUCAGGCUCGUUUUUCAUCUGGAAGUCACCGACGAGGGGCUGCAGGCCGCGACGAGGAAGGUUCGCUAUUUGGUCAAAAAGAUGGAUCCGAAGUUCAAGGUCAACUCGGAAUGAGUAGGUGGAAAUGCUCGGAGAGAAAUUUCGAUGAUAAUAAAUAUCUUGAUAAUUAAUUAAUCAAUUGUUACAUGAUUACUUGAUUUGACAAUUGUUGAUUUUGGUAUAAAAUUAUCCAAUUAGUGUUUUUAUAGACUUUGAAAUGGAUGUCAUUUUUUUAAAUUUUUAUUAUUAAAAAAAAAAUUUUUUUUUAAUUGAAAACAAUGUAAUUAAAAAAUUGUGAGAGACCGAGGAUGAUCUGGAAGUCACUGAGGAGGGGCUGGAGGCGUCAACGAGGAAGGUUCGCUAUUUGGUCAAAAAGAUGGAUCCGAAGUUCAAAGUCAAGUCGGGAUGAGUAAGGGGAAAUGCUUGGAGAGAAAUUGUUAUGGAGCAUUUUUAAGCAUUGAGAAACGUGUACAUUCCCAGAAU
Messenger RNA from Diachasma alloeum, 1633 nucleotides. RefSeq names its product probable low-specificity L-threonine aldolase 2. The record is from RefSeq and is a predicted model, not a curated record. The transcript has 4 exons. Gene Ontology annotation, molecular function: L-allo-threonine aldolase activity. The coding region runs from base 131 to 1225 and encodes 364 amino acids. NCBI's taxonomy places the organism in Eukaryota, Metazoa, Arthropoda, Insecta, Hymenoptera, Braconidae. Gene Ontology annotation, biological process: L-threonine catabolic process; glycine biosynthetic process. Gene Ontology annotation, cellular component: cytosol.